CUGAACCUAAAAUACUGGGAAAGCAAAUAGAGCAAAGUGGAUAGACAAUUUGAAUUCUUUAGGCGUCAGGAUCCAUAACAAAGAAAGCAAUGCCAUCCGUUUAAAGAGAAAGAGAGCAACAAGAAUAAAAAGAGGCAGAGGCAGAGGCAGAGGCAGAGGCAGAGAUGGCGAUGUAUCGGUUUAGCAACACAGUGAUCGGCUUCCUGAACCUUUUUACGCUCUUAGCGUCGAUACCCAUCAUCGGGGGAGGCCUAUGGAUAGCAAGGAGCAGCACAACCUGCGAAAGUUUCCUCCAAACCCCACUUCUGGUGAUAGGUUUUGUCGUCCUCAUUAUCUCCCUCGCCGGCUUCAUUGGGGCGUGCUUUCAUGUAGCAUGGGCGCUGUGGGUUUACUUGGUGGUGAUGCUGUUUAUCAUUGUAGCCCUCAUCUCUUUCACUGUCUUCGGCUUCGUCGUCACCAGCCAAGGUGGCGGCGCUGAAGUUCCCGGCAGGGUUUAUAAGGAGUACCGUCUGGAGGACUACUCGCCGUGGUUGAAGAACAGGAUUAAGGAUCCUCGUUACUGGAUGAAUAUUAGAAGCUGUAUAUUGGGUUCUAAGGCUUGUGACAAGAUUGCAUCUUGGACACCUCUUGAUUAUUUGGAGAAGGACAUGUCUCCGAUACAGUCCGGUUGUUGUAAGCCACCAACAUCAUGCAAUUACAACAUGGCAACAACGACAGCCCAAGACCAGGAUUGCUACAAGUGGAACAAUGCGCCAAACUUGCUGUGCUACGAGUGCGAUUCGUGCAAGGCAGGGGUGCUAGAGGACGUGAGGAGGGACUGGCACAAGCUCUCUGUUCUUAACAUUGUCAUGCUUGUGUUUCUCAUUGGCAUCUAUUCGAUUGGCUGCUGUGCUUUCCAGAACACUAAACGAGCCGAAACUAGUUACCCCUAUGGUGAGAACCGGAUGAGCAAAGUCAAACCCAGAUGGGAUUAUCACUGGUGGAGAUGGUGGCAUGAAAAAAGAGAAAUGCUUUAUUAGCUGAAGGGUUUCUUUUAUCUUCUCUCAGUAUCUCUCACACGUUUGUGUUCUUGGAUGCUGAGUAAAGAUGAGGCAGUUCAGUUUAUUUUCCAGUGUACGUAAGGGCUAUGGGAGGUCUCAAAGCCUUCUUUUUACAGACUUGUUUUGCUGCUUUUUGUACAACGAUGGACUUCACUUUAUUUCAAAUAUCAUUUAUAUAUACCAGUGGCUUUUACUUUCA
This is a messenger RNA of Alnus glutinosa, 1239 nucleotides long. RefSeq names its product tetraspanin-6. Lineage: Eukaryota; Viridiplantae; Streptophyta; Magnoliopsida; Fagales; Betulaceae. The record is from RefSeq and is a predicted model, not a curated record. Gene Ontology annotation, cellular component: plasma membrane; plasmodesma. Gene Ontology annotation, biological process: auxin-activated signaling pathway. Bases 165 to 1019 code for a protein of 284 amino acids. The transcript has 3 exons.